Molecule: messenger RNA, 5796 nt
Organism: Pelobates cultripes (western spadefoot toad)
Lineage: Eukaryota; Metazoa; Chordata; Amphibia; Anura; Pelobatidae
Source: the annotation of a GenBank genome assembly
GCUAGCUCCCCCUCUGGCAGGUAGGUGGUGCCGUCUCGUGUCCAAGAGCGGGAGCGCGUGUUGGUGCCGAGCGCAGUGCGUCCCUCCCCCUCCUUUCUCUCGCAGUCUCUCUCACACACAGGUCGGGAGCGAGAUCUUCUCUCAGUGUGCAGCAGCAGCCCAGCCAGCAGCAGCGGCCAUCGCGCCAUCUCCUCCCGCUCAGGGCCGCUCCAGCCUCCCAGCACCGCCGCCGCAGCAGGAAGGAGGGGAUCCAUCGCCCGAGGCGCUCCGUCUCCCCCCUCCCUCCCUUCCCAGGAGCGGUCCCUGCACCGCCUCAGCGAGGAGCUUCCUCCCUCCCCCCCCCUUCCUGCAGCCAGGCCCGAGCCUGCCAGCCCUCGCCGCGCUCUCUCCCACACACGGCCCCAGCAUGUCGGCGCCGGCGGCUAAAGUCAGUAAAAAGGAGCUGAACUCCAACCACGACGGAGCGGACGAGACCUCAGGUGAGACCCGGGCGGGGAGAGCGGGAGGCAGGGAGGGGGGUGGGGGGGAGACUCGGCCUCCGCAGCCAGCGCCAUUUUCCUGAUCCCCUCAAGGUGGGCUGUGGGGGGGAGGGCAGCCGGGAGGCCUCGCUCGGCCCUGCGGAUCCCCGGCCUGUCCUGCGCUCCGUGUCCGCCUGCGGAGAGGGGGGGCCGGGGCAGGGCGCGCGGUGAGGGCCCGCGAUGCGCAGGAAGCCCGCGGCUCAUUGUCCUCCGCCAUGAUGUUUCCGUCCCGCAUGGCGCAGGCCGAGGAGGAGGAGGAGAGCGGGCUCCGAGCCGGGGACCGAGCCCGAGGGAUCGCUGUCUGGGGCCCACGCCUGAUCCCGCGGCCUAUCCACGUGGGUCCCCGGGGCCGCCUGUUUUUGUCCUUCCCGCUGUGCCCUGGAGGCCUCCCCGCUGCUCUUUAAAUGGCUGGUGACAGCCUCCCCGGGGGGGAUCCCGCCAGAUCACAGCCCGGGCCCCACGUGGGACUCCGUGUUUACCUGUGUCCGGCGUGGAUCUCACACAGCAUGGCUCAUACAAAUACUACAGGGCUUUAACAUGGGGAAUCCACUGGCAAUCAUUCAUUCCAUCAUUUAUUGUGCAGGCCCAGUCCAUUCAUCAGCCGUAUGGAUAGAGUUACUGUAAUUAUUCGGGGAAUAUAUAUACAAUAUAGACCCAACAUUGGGACACUUGUUUUAUUGUUAAAUGUGUCAUUUAAUUUUGUUUCAAACUACUUUUUGAUAUUUACAAAGCAAUGUAUGUAGCAAGUAGCUGCCCUAUUAUUUUCAUUGUCUGCUAACUAAUCUAUUUUGGUGAGCUAUAAAUAAAUCCGUAAAAAAAACAGUUGAAAUGGAACACAGUGGUUUGGUUAAGAAAUACUUUGACUAUUGUGUAUUACCUUGUAUCGUGGCUAGUUGGUACAACAAUUGUUGUGCUAAGUAUGAUCAAAUACUGUAAUGACAAUUUCUGAGUGGAUUGGUCGUAGUCGAGGCUAACGUCUUAACCCUGCAAACAAAUAUUUUUACAAAAGCGUAAAUCAUAUAGGUUGAAUGAAAUCAGAAAUGUUAUUUUCGCAAUAGUUACUGUAAAUAUGGUACUAACUUGUUAGGCAGGGGGAAAGUAAAUUGUUUUUGUGUUGAAUAAUGAGCAUGUAAUAUUAAUCUUAAUCCUUUUUUCCUAUUGUAGAAAAGGAGCAGCAGGAAGCCAUUGAGCACAUUGAUGAAGUACAGAAUGAAAUAGACAGGUGUGUAAUAGUGUUGUACUGUGUUUAGAUGAUUUGACUUUAACUGUUGCUAAAGUGUGAAAACUAGCUUAUUUCUAUUGUAUUGUUGUUUAACAUAAUGUAGAACUUUGGGUGGAGAGUAGCACGUGCAUAAUACUUGUCAUAUGCAUGUGUACGUUGCCCAUCCAAUAGAAAGACAUGGAACAGUAGCUGUAACUUCUCUUAACACAUAUGUCCAAACUUUCCUGGGUCUUCCCAAUUAUAGAACACAAGUGAACUUACUAGUCUUUCUGAUAAGCCAAGAGCAGUGUUAAAGGAAAAACUAACUUACAUAUUUUGUGCUCCUGUUCCUAUUUUCAUGCUCAAAAUUACUUUGUAACAUGUUCAGUUUCUUAACCUCUUUUUAUUUUUAUAGACUGAAUGAACAAGCCAGUGAGGAGAUACUGAAAGUAGAACAGAAAUAUAACAAACUCCGCCAACCAUUCUUCCAGAAGAGGUCAGAGUUGAUCGCCAAAAUCCCAAAUUUCUGGGUUACAACAUUUGUCAACCACCCACAAGGUAUUUCCUUCUUGCAAAUUAAGCCUAGCAUGUUUUGCAUAUCCGACAAACUUAGAUGAAAUAAUGUUCCCCAUCAUUUAAUGAGGAAAAAAUAAGCUCUACAAGCAUGUUUGCUCUAAUGUCUUGUUUGUGUUUGGGACCAAGUAUGCAUUUUAUUAAACUGUUAUUUGAAUGUGGAUUUAAGAAUUCUUGUAUAUUCUUUUAGUAUCUGCACUGUUGGGUGAGGAAGAUGAAGAAGCACUUCAUUAUUUGACACGGGUGGAGGUGACAGAAUUUGAAGACAUAAAGUCUGGUUACAGAAUAGAUUUUGUAAGUAUAAGUGUAUAAACAUGGUAUCUGUCAGAUUUUCUAUUUCUGAUAAUGUGUACGAUUGCAAAUACGUUAUGCAUGUCCGCUGUAAUUAAAUACUUUGGCAAUAACAUGUCUGCGUUUUUGAUUUUAAAAGUUAGAUAUAUUGUUUAUGUUCACUUGUAGGUAGUUUGCUUGUUAAUGUGCUCAGCGAGACCUUUUUAUUCAUAAGAGGUUUUCAGCCCAAUAUAUAUUAUCUAAAUAUUUUUUAUUUAUUUCUCAGUAUUUUGAUGAAAACCCAUAUUUUGAAAACAAAGUCCUGUCUAAAGAGUUUCAUUUGAAUGAAUCUGGAGAUCCAUCUUCAAAGUCAACAGAGAUAAAAUGGAAAGCUGGAAAGGUAAGCUUGUUUCCUCAAAUCUAUUCCGCCUAAAUGGGUUUUUAAAGAAAUAUAGAAUUGUUCAUUCAGAAUAGCUUGUAAAAUACAAACUGCACUGUGUGUGUGUGUGUAUGUAUAUGUGUGUGUAUGUGUGUGUAUAUAUAUAUAUAUAUAUAUAUAUAAUUAUUUAUUUAUUGUAGGGGUUGUCCAUGCAAAGUUAUAAAACUAAUGUAGCAUGGCCAUCUUGUCAGAGUUGCUGUCUGAUUUUACAAUUUUUAACUUGAUUUUCUUUUAUCUAAUCCUCUUCAGGAUCUGACAAAACGUUCCAGUCAGACACAAAAUAAAGCCAGUCGGAAGAGGCAACAUGAAGAACCAGAAAGUUUCUUUACUUGGUUCACAGACCAUUCUGAUGCAGGUGCAGAUGAGCUAGGAGAGGUCAUAAAGGAUGAUAUCUGGCCAAACCCAUUACAGUACUAUCUGGUGUGUAUAUAUUUACUUAUCUUGACUUUGUUGUGGUGCAUGUUUUCUCUGAAUUUGUGAGUGACACAUAACGUGUUAAGAGGAUGAAUGUGAAGGAAUAUAGAACUUUGGUAUAGAUGCAUUUGGAUACAAUGAUGUUCUAAGUUGAGAUGUAAUUUUUGGUUGAACAGGUACCAGACAUGGAAGACGAAGAAGGAGAGGGUGAAGAAGAAGAUGAAGAUGAUGAAGAAGAGGAAGGACUCGAAGAUAUUGAUGAGGAAGGAGAUGAAGAUGAAGUGGAAGGAGAGGAGGAAGAUGAUGAUGACGAGGAGGGAGAAGAUGCAGAGGUAUAAACAAAGAUCUGGCUUGUAUAUUUUAAAAUGUAGUUUUGUUUUUCUGCUGCUAAUUUAAUUCAGAUUGUUCAUGGAAGGGUGUCCGAAAUAUAGUUUACGUAAGGUCACUGUAAGUACUAUAUGUGCUUCCUUUUUUUUCAAAUUUUUUUUAUUUUUUUUUUAAAUUGGUUAGUGUCUGCCAUCCUUUUUGGUGCCGUCCCUACACCCGGUGUUAAACUAUGUACAGUCAAUUUAACACUAAGGGUUCCCAGUAGCCUACAGCCCAGCCCUUACUGGAGGGAGGUAUGGCUUAUAAAAGGAUUGCACAUUUUCUUCUGUUCAUACCCAGUUAUGGGUACUGUCAUAGGCUAAAAGUGGUCAGCCCCCACUCUCAACCAAGAAGGUCCAUUUGUAGUUCAGACUUAUCAUUCCUUAUUGACCCAAGCAUUACAGAGGGAGGGAUGCUGGGGACUCUAGCAUUAAAUCCAGUGCUACAGUGUCCGUUUGUUGCUACCCAUAGGAAUGAUGGCUCAAAAAGCUAAUGUUGAAAUGAAAUUUGAAGUUUUCAAUUACCAGUGCAUAAUGUUCUUUACAAUGUGAUGCUGUUGCAUGUUUUGUACAGUUUUGCAUUUUACAUUUGAUUACAUUUUGAUUCCAGUUUACUUAAUAGUCUUUCUUUCCCUUUUGCAGGAAGAUGAAGGCGAAGAUGAUUAAAUGACCACGUUUGGAUUUCACCCCUUUUUUUAUUUUAUUUUUUUAUUCAGCCCCGGGAGCAAGAUGCUAUUGUAAUUUUUUUUUUUUUUUUUUUUUUUUUUCCUUUUUGGUUUUUUUAAUCGUGUGCUCAAUCGCCUUGUUCUCUUGGUCCUUUUUUCCUUACCUUUCUCCCAUGGUUCUUUUUUUUUCCCUUUGGGGGAAGGGUUGAGAACCAAGUAAAAUGCAGUGGAAAUCUCUAACCAUAUUUUGUCCCCAUGUCCUUUCUCCUAUUCUCCAACAAACUACAAACUGUAACAUCCUAUGGUCUGUGGGGCAUGAAUGCGUCUUGGCUGCCAUCUUGAGUGCAAGCCAGGAAGUGUUAAACCCUGUGUGAUAGUUCAUAGCAAUCUAGUGUUUAUCCUUUAAUUUUUAUUUUGUUUCCUGUGUAUAUUGGGCUAAGAGGUUACACUGUGUUUCCAUGUGAAUACGGACCGAUAACAUACCAACAUGUAACAGUCUAAUUUUUUUUUCUCCUUGUUUAAAAAAUGAUUAAAACGUAAAAAUAAAAAAAAAAAAUAUUGGGGUGGGUUAGUCAGUUGGGUGGGUUUUCAGACAGCGGGAGGGGGUUGGGAGGUUUAGGUUGGGCAUUUUGGAAACAUGGCGCUUUUUUUUUCCUUUUUUUUUGGCAUGUUUGUGAUUUACAGGACAUCCAUGCAGUUUAACACACUUUUAAAAGAAAGUCAAAAUAAACAUCAUAACGGCUGCCAGCUCUUCAGGACCUUACAGGACGUUAUUGGAAACAGACAGUCUCAAAUAUAACUUUUUUCUUUUUUUUUUUUUUCUGGAAAGGAAAAUGAUCAGUUUUAAACGUUAAAGUGUACAAGUUGCUUUGUUACAAUAAAACUAAAUGUGUACACACAUACCUGCUGGUUUUCACUUGGAUGCUACCUCCCUUCCCUCCCUCUUCCUUUUCAUAUUAGUUUUGUGCUUCCCUCUCCCCCCUUUUGAUUAAGACUUCUAUUUAAUGUUUUUGAUACAGGGCAUUUUGUAGUAACCUUCAAACUUUCCAGCCUAGCAAUCAAUGUCUUGCCAGGCUGAGAUUCUCAACAUACAGUCAGCACCUCUUCACUCCAUUGAGAAUGGAGUUUUUGUGGUAAUUUUUGUAAUUUGCUUGGCGAAAGUGUUUUAGUAGGCACUUAAUCUGAUUCCUAGUCUGUUAUAAAUCUACAUUUUUGCUGUCAGAUUUUGCCUGUUAAUCGACACUACAAAAUAAAGUAAAUUGGUGUGAUCUGUAUAUUCUAUUCAUUGAAUUUUAUGACUCUGUCUGACAUGGGGUGUGGUGUGUCUGACAAACCAUAGUCCCACCUUGAG